UUUUUCCAAUGGUCUCUUCUUUUGUCUGACUGGGCCCAGUGCCAGUUUCUCUUAAUACUGGUUCUUUUCCAAAUUGAUCGAAAUCCAGGGCUAUCGCGCUACAAGAAACAUGGAGCUCUUUUGCAACUUUUCUUUCUCAACAGGAGAGGUACGUAAUGUGACCAUUUCCGGCCCCUCUAAUGCCAAAGAAAACGAUAGUGUCACUUUGAACUGCAGUGCUGCUGGCACCAAUGUUUCAUAUUACUGGCUGAAGGGAAGCCAGCUGAUUGAAGGAGGAGGUCAUAUCUCUUUAGACAACAACAACCAGAGGCUCAUUCUCAACCCAGUCACCAGGAAUGAUGAGGCCAACUACACCUGCUUUGGGAACAACAGCUUCUCUGAAAGUUCCAGUGAGCCACAUUGGCUGCAAAUCUUCUACGGGCCCGACAUCCCCACAAUCGACCCUCAAGAGCCAGUUUAUAGAGACCAAUCCACCCUUAACCUCUCGUGUUUUGCCAACUCCAACCCACCUGCCAAUUAUUCUUGGUAUCAUAAUGAGAAACUUCUGGAAGCUCAGAACGGGUCCCAACUCCUGAUCUCGCAUCUUUCUCUAAAUGAUGCCGGCACAUAUACUUGUAAUGCCACCAAUGAUGCCACCGGCCGUUUCAGCCACACCAGCCUGGAGAUCAGCGUCCUGGGAGAGGUACGUAAUGUGACCAUUUCCGGCCCUUCUAAUGCCAAAGAAAACGAUAGUGUCACUUUGAACUGCAAUGCUGCUGGCACCAAUGUUUCCUAUUACUGGCUGAAGGGAAGCCAGCUGAUUGAAGGAGGAGGUCAUAUCUCUUUAGACAACAACAACCAGAGGCUCAUUCUCAACCCAGUCACCAGGAAUGAUGAGGCCAACUACACCUGCUUUGGGAACAACAGCUUCUCUGAAAGUUCCAGUGAGCCACAUUGGCUGCAAAUCUUCUACGGGCCCGACAUCCCCACAAUCAACCCUCAGGAGCCAGUUUACAUAGAGGACUUCCCCCUUAACCUCUCGUGUUUUGCCAACUCCAACCCACCUGCCCAUUAUUCUUGGUAUCAUAAUGAGAAACUUCUGGAAGCUCAGAACGGGUCCCAACUCCUGAUCUCGCAUCUUUCUCUAAAUGAUGCUGGCAAUUAUACUUGUAAUGCCACCAAUGAUGCCACCGGCCGUUUCAGCCACACCAGCCUGGAGAUCAGCGUCCUGGGUGAGUAGCUUGAAGGCCAGGCUGCAUCCUAGGCUAACUUGCGCCUUCCUGUGGCUGAUAAGACUGUCCUUGCAGUCACUGUUCAUCUGUACAAUGGGGACUUGAUUGUGCGAACUCUGUCUUGUGGCCAUUUUGGCUUCCAGGAUGCAUUCCUCGUAUUCUGUCACCUCACUGUCUCUUUAUAGUAUCCAUGAUGAUCACUCAAGUUCAGUUCCUGAAGUACCAUGAAGUUUCUCUUCUUCAGGUCAAAUCCAGUUCCUGGUCUUGGAGUCUCUCUGUCUUUUACCAUAUUUCUGGACUCACACUACUUUUUCCCUGUCAAUGAAAACUCCCAGAUAACAAACAAAAGAUGUGCCUCUCUCAUCUGCCUCUAUCCAUUGUUGCCUCAGUCCUCACUUUUCCUUGUGGUGUGUUGCACAUUCCAAGUCACAAACUCUCAGUCAAUGGACCAUUUCUGUUCCUUGUAUGCAGUCAACCUUAUCAGGGUUCCAAAGUUUUGCUAGAUGUCUUCCCACUUCCUCUGGUAUCAACUGGAAGGUUUCACUUGUCACUAAGUCUUUAUAUUUCCUUUAUAAUAACAAAGC
Molecule: messenger RNA, 1795 nt
Organism: Podarcis raffonei (Aeolian wall lizard)
Lineage: Eukaryota; Metazoa; Chordata; Lepidosauria; Squamata; Lacertidae
Product: carcinoembryonic antigen-related cell adhesion molecule 5-like
Exons: 4
Coding region: 110-1219 (369 amino acids)
Source: RefSeq, a predicted model, not a curated record